Molecule: messenger RNA, 772 nt
Organism: Nematocida parisii ERTm1
Lineage: Eukaryota; Fungi; Microsporidia
Exons: 1
Cellular component (GO): nucleus
Source: RefSeq, a predicted model, not a curated record
CAUGUCAGAAGACAAAGAGAACAGAAAAGAAAGAAGAAAACCAAUCCCACUGGAUUACGAAUCAAUACAAAAAACAAUCGAAUCAACACUAACACCACAGAAUAUACCAGACAUAUCACUGAAAAUCCCAAAUACACUAAUAACACACCCACCAAAUACGUCACCAUUCACAUUCAAAGAGUCCCCACAGGAAGAGUUAUCAGAGAGUAAUUACCAAUGCUGUGGUAAAUCAUUACCAACACUGCAUGACUUAGUAUCACACUAUGAGAAUACACACUAUACAUUUAUAUCACAGGAUACAGAUAUAAAUAGACUAAAUGACAGCAGAGUGACUAAUAUGUAUGUGAAGUGGUACGGUGGUAAUGUACAUAAUGAAGUAGUACAAGUACCCACUGUUGUAUUUAAUGAUAAUAUGACGUAUGAUUAUUCUAAGCCAACUGCUUUUUAUAACACUAUAUUACAGUCAGAGUCAUUAUCACUUGGUGUACUGCUGCCUCCUGUUGUAGUGAAGGACUUCAAUAUGGAUGCAGAGGUUGAGAUGAUCGGUGAGUCACAUUAUGAGGAUGAGGACAAGAAGCGGCCAUUUAAGUGCAGUCAUAUUGGGUGUAAUAAGAAGUAUACGUCAGCGUAUGGGUUAAAGUAUCACAUGAGCAAGGGGCACACUGGUGGUGGCAUGGAGAGUGAGAAGCCGUAUGCGUGUGAUGUGCCUGGGUGUGGGAAGCGGUAUAAGAAUGCGAAUGGGUUAAAGUAUCACUUUAAUAAUGGACAUUAG